Molecule: messenger RNA, 1380 nt
Organism: Rhizophagus irregularis DAOM 181602=DAOM 197198
Lineage: Eukaryota; Fungi; Glomeromycota; Glomeromycetes; Glomerales; Glomeraceae
Cellular component (GO): cytoplasm
Molecular function (GO): coproporphyrinogen oxidase activity
Source: RefSeq, a predicted model, not a curated record
UCCAUACAAAAAUUCUAUAAAUAGUAAUGCAAUAUUAGGAUAGCUAAUAAUUCAAUUUAUCUAUUUCUAAAUAUUUUAGAAUGUUAAUUUCAAUAAUGAUGAGAGAACACCCAUGCGACAUAGAAUGGAAAAAUAUAUAAAAUCUUUACAGCUACUUAUUAUUAAAGAAAUUGAAUCUCUUGAUGGUAAAAAAUUCGAAAUUGAUCGUUGGGAAAGAGAACAAGGUGGAGAGGGAAUUUCUUGUAUCUUACAAGAUGGAAAUGUUUUUGAAAAAGCUGGCGUAAAUAUUUCAAUUGUUUAUGGAAAUUUACCUGAAGCGGCAGUAAAACAAAUGAAAUCACGCAAUAAAGAAAUUGACCCAUCUAAAGGACCUCAUCCAUUUUUUGCUGCAGGGAUUUCAAUUGUUAUGCACCCACAUAAUCCUUAUGCACCAACCAUACAUUUAAAUUAUAGAUAUUUUGAGAUUAAUAAUAAGGAUGAUAAGGAUGGAACUUCAAAAUUAUGGUGGUUCGGAGGAGGGUCUGAUCUUACACCAUCUUAUCUUUUUGAAGAUGAUGCGAUUCAUUUCCAUAAGACGCUAAAGGAUGCAUGUGAUAAACAUGAUGUUACAUAUUAUCCUGAAUUCAAGAAAUGGUGUGAUAAAUAUUUUUAUUUACAACAUCGUGGUGAAGCACGUGGGGUUGGUGGUAUAUUCUUUGAUGAUAUGGAUAGAAAACCUGCCGAAGAGAUAUUUGCUCUUAUAAAGCAAUGUGGUGAUGCCUUUCUCCCAUCAUAUGUUCCAAUAAUUAAAAAGAGAAUGAAUAUGAAAUUUGGUGAAGAAGAGAAACACUGGCAACAAUUACGAAGGGGACGUUAUGUUGAAUUUAAUCUUAUAUGGGACCGGGGGACGAAAUUUGGACUGCAAACUCCAGGUGCAAGAAUUGAAAGUAUAUUUAUGUCAUUACCCUUAACUGCAAGGUGGGAAUAUAUGCACGUUCCCGAAAAAAAUAGUCGUGAAGAAAAAUUAAUAGAUGUGUUGAAAAAUCCACGUGAUUGGGUAUAACAAUUAAAAUCUUUUUAUAAUUAAAGUGAUAUUAAAUAUCUGGUGGAUUAAUCUGACAGAAAAUAUGAAAUCAAGUUUCAACCCUCUGUGUAAUCUGUGUAAGAAUUAAAUGCCACAGGAUUAAUUCUAACUAAAUUUCUAAAAGACAUGGUGUUUAGUUUAUUUAGUCUUAUCUCUUAAACAAAUUGCUACCGAAAAUGAAAAAGGAAAUUACUAGUAAUAAGAUUAUUUUGUUAUUCAUUAAUACAAUUAUUUUCUAUACUUAUACUAUUACCUGUACCAAUUAAAAAUUUGCUAAAUGACGAUUAGUAAAAUAGAACUAUAAUAAAAUAGCUUUG